AUGGGCUUAGGUAAACUGGGGCUCUCUUUCUUUAGAUCAUUUGUGAUCCUCCUGCUUUUACAGAUUUCUUCUUCUGACUACCAGAUGGGGGAGCAUCUUUGUCACUUAAAAAGAGAUUAUAGUCCCACAUUUAGAAAGGAAGGGGACGUAGUCAUAGGGGGCUUCUUCUCCUUGUUUGUGAAGUCUGAGGCUCACAAGUCAUCCUUCACAUAUUCUCCUAACUGGAUUGGUGUACAUAAAACGUUCAUGCUCAAACAUUAUCAACAUUUUCUCACUUUGCAAUUUGCUGUGGAUGAGAUCAACAAGGAUCCUCAUUUGCUGCCCAACAUAACCUUGGGAUACGAGUUACUCAAUAACUUGCAUUCUAACAAACUAGCUGUGGAGAACUCCUUGAUGUAUUUGUCAGGAAGGGAUCUGACCAUCCCUAAUUAUAGCUGUGACAGGCAGCACAAGUCAGUGGCUGUCAUUGGAGGGAUGUCAUCUACACUGUCCAUGUCCAUGGCCACCAUACUAGGGCUCUAUAAGGUCCCACAGAUCACUUAUGGCCCAUUUGAUCCUCUCCUGGCUGAUAAAAUCCAGUAUCCAUAUGUCUAUCAGAUGGGCAGCAAGGAAUCUACUCUACACCUGGCAGUGGUCCAAUUGAUGCUACAUUUUGGCUGGACUUGGAUAGGGCUUAUUUUUUCAGAUAACCUGAGAGGGCAACAGUUCUUCUAUGAUCUUGAAGAGGCAAUGGUUAGGCAUAGUAUGUGUCUAGCUUUUAAGGAAAAAGUUCCUGAAAACUUUAACCAAGAAAAUGGAGAAGAUGUUAUAUUCUUUUCUAAAAUCAUUAAAUCAUCAUCAAAUGUGAUUUUUAUCUAUGGAAAUACAUACAGCCUUCUAGAAUUUUCUAUUUUGAUGACCCAAUAUAUACUGUAUGGGAAGAUGUUAGUCACUACUUUUUCCUGGGAUAUUUCUGCACAGAAUAAUAAUGAAAUUAUGAAUCAUUUACAUGGCACAAUAAUAUUUUCUCAAGCCAAGAGGGAGAUUCCUGGUUUUGCAGAUUUCCUAAGAAGUAUAAAUUCCACUGUAAACUCUGAGGACAUUUUCCUAAAGACUUUCUGGGAGGUAGUCUUUCAUUGUAGACUUUCUGAAGAAAGUCCUGCAAAAAUGGUGUAUUCUUUGUGCCCAGAAGGUUUGUCCUUGGCAGAUGUACCUACUCGUGAUUUGGACACAAUCAUAAUGACAUUGAGUUCUAAUAUUUAUAAUGAAGUGUACUUAUUGGCUAAUGCUAUCCACCAAAUGCUUCAGACGGAGAUAAAAAAGACAUUAGAAUUUGGAGUCCAUCCACUUCUUUCUUGGAAGCUCCACUACUAUCUGAAGUGUCUCAAUUCUGUCAAUGAUGCUAACAAUGAGGUAUGUGGGGAUGAAGCCAGGAUCGUGGCAGAGACAUAUGAUAUCCUAAAUUUUCAAUUUUUUUCUGGUCCUAUUGAGACACUGGUGAAAGUUGGAGAAGUCAGUCCUUAUAAUAAGGGAUUAAUUAUUAAUGAAGAAGACAUUUAUUGGCCAGAAGAUUUCCCUCAGACUCCAAAUUCCACAUGCAGUGUGAGCUGUGGCCCUGGUUUUAAGAAGAUACUUCGUGAAAACCAGCCCAUAUGCUGUUUUGACUGUAUUCUGUGCAUUGACAGGGAAAUUUCCAAUCAGACAGAUGCACAACAGUGUCUGCAAUGCCCUGAAGAUCAGUACCCAAGCAAGGAGAGAGAUAGAUGCCUCCCCAAGACAAUAACUUACCUGGCUUAUGAAGAACCUCUGGGAAUGACUCUGGCUUCUGCAACUCUCUGCUUCUUCCUACUCACUUCUCUAGUUCUUGGAGUUUUUGUGAAGCACAGAGACACCCCCAUAGUCAAAGCCAACAACCGCAGUCUCAGCUACACUAUUCUCAUUUCCCUUACCCUUUGUUUCCUCUGCCCCUUGCUCUUCAUUGGUCUUCCUACUCAAGCCACCUGCCUCCUGAGACAAAUCUCUUUUGCAGUAGUGUUCACUUUGGCCAUUGCCUCCAUCUUGGCCAAAACUCUAACUGUGGUUCUGGCCUUUAAGGCCACCAAGCCAGGGAGUGGGCUCAGGAAGUGGCUGGGCUCCACAACAUCUUAUUUUCUCAUUUGUAUCUGUACUCUUAUCCAGAUAUGUCUCUGUGGCAUCUGGCUUGGAACACAUGCCCCAUUCUUUGAGAUGGAUCUACACUCUGAGGCUUCCUUCAUUGUCAUUCAGUGUAAUGAGGGAUCCCUUUUUUUCUUCUAUUGUGUUCUAGGCUACAUGGGCUUCCUCGCCUUGGUUAGCUUUAUCAUGGCAUUUCUGGCAAGGAAUCUGCCAGACACUUUCAAUGAAGCCAAGUAUUUGACUUUCGCCAUGUUAGUUUUCUGCAGUGUCUGGAUUUCCUUCCUGCCUACAUAUCAGAGCACUAAGGGGAAGGCCAUGGUGGCCAUGGAGGUUUUAUCCAUAUUAAUCUCCAGUGCUGGGAUUCUCACUUGUAUCUUUGCUCCCAAAUGCUAUGUGAUCCUUCUGAGGUCAGACAGAAAUACUCUAGAGAUAUUGAAAAACAAAGCUAGUCUCUAA
Molecule: messenger RNA, 2589 nt
Organism: Gracilinanus agilis (Agile Gracile Mouse Opossum)
Lineage: Eukaryota; Metazoa; Chordata; Mammalia; Didelphimorphia; Didelphidae
Product: vomeronasal type-2 receptor 26-like
Exons: 6
Coding region: 1-2589 (862 amino acids)
Biological process (GO): G protein-coupled receptor signaling pathway
Cellular component (GO): membrane
Molecular function (GO): G protein-coupled receptor activity
Source: RefSeq, a predicted model, not a curated record